Molecule: messenger RNA, 15959 nt
Organism: Orcinus orca (killer whale)
Lineage: Eukaryota; Metazoa; Chordata; Mammalia; Artiodactyla; Delphinidae
Gene: CEP78
Product: centrosomal protein 78
Exons: 16
Coding region: 271-2340 (689 amino acids)
Cellular component (GO): centrosome
Molecular function (GO): protein binding
Source: RefSeq, a predicted model, not a curated record
CCGCAGCCCCGCGGCGCGGAGGGCGAUGAGGCUGGCGCCAACUGCCUGCUCUGUGGCGCGGGAAGCGGCGCGGGAGCGCGGCAUCGAGGGGCCGGCCUAGCUGGGGCCCGUAGCCCUUCGUCUUCUGGCUGGUACGCAGGUCCUGCGCACGCUGCGUGGCCGCAGCCGCCGGGCGGUGGGCGCCGGAGGGACCGGGAGGCGAACCGGGGUCCCCAGGCGGGUGUGGGCAUCGUUCCCGCAGCCAGCGUCCCCCGAGGCCGCGCUGGGGCCAUGAUCCACUCGGUGAAGCUGCGCCGCGAUAGCGCGGCCGACUUCGUCUCGCAUUAUGAGUACCUGUGCGCGCUGCAGGACUCGGUGCCUCUGCCCUCCGUGCGCGCUUGUCUGCGGGAGGGCGUGCUGGACUUCAACGCCGACCGCCUCCGCGGGCUGGACUGGGCGCCGCUUCUGAGCACCCUCAAGAUUAAUAAAGAUCUGCCCCUGAUCUGUAUCAGGAGCUUCUUCCAGCCAUGGCUUGGCGAGACAGGUUCUGACAGAAAUAAAGUUUACAGAAGUCGUGUUCCUGCGAUAAGAAAUAAAGAUGUGACCUUCCAGUUGUGUAAAGCUCUUAAAUGCUGUGUAAGUGCGUCGGGUGCGCUAAGGAACCUGGAGCUAAAUGGGCUAGUUCUGAGAGAGAGAGACUUAACUAUGUUAACAAAGGGAUUGAAUAAAUCGGCCACUUUGGUGCACCUGUGUCUUGCGAAUUGUCCAAUUGGAGAUGGAGGUUUAGAAAUUAUUUGUCAAGGUAUAAAGAACUCUAUCACUCUUAAGACAGUAAACUUCACGGGGUGUAAUCUGACAUGGCAGGGAGCAGAUCACAUGGCCAAGAUCUUAAAGUAUCAGACUAUCAGAAGGCAUGAAGAAACCUGGGCUGAGAGUCUUCGUUACAGGAGACCUGAUCUUGACUGUAUGGCUGGUUUGAGGCGCAUCACUCUGAACUGCAACACGCUUAUUGGUGACCUGGGUGCAAGUGCUUUUGCAGAAUCUCUUAGUGAGGAUUUAUGGCUUAGAGCACUUGACCUGCAGCAGUGUGGCCUCACCAGUGAAGGAGCAAAGGCUUUACUAAAGGCCCUUGAAACCAACAGAACUCUGGUCGUUUUGGAUAUAAGAAAAAACCCACUUGUCGAUCAUUCUGUGAUGAAAUCAGUUAUCAAAAAAGUUCUCCAGAAUGGAAGGAGUGCCAAGUCAGAGUACCAGUGGAUAACUUCUCCAUCUGUGAAGGAACCAUCCAAAGCUGCUAGACAGAAAAAGAGAACUAUAAUUUUGGGAAGUGGUCGAAAAGGAAAAGCUACUAUUAGAAUUGGCUUGGCCACAAAGAAACCUGUAAGUAAUGGAAGGAAACACUCUGCUGGUAAAGAAUGUUAUGCUCCUGAACCUCUACCACCUGGUGUGUCUGGUUUCCUGCCGUGGCGUACUGCAGAACGUGCAAAAAGGAACAGGGGUUUUCCAUUCAUCAAAGCUCGUGAUGUAUGUAAUCGGUUGCAGCAGUCAGAAUUUCCUGUGACUGUGACAGUAGAGAGUCCUUCCUCCUCAGAAAUCGAAGAGGUCGAUGAUUCCUCAGAAUGUAUUCAGGAAGAGCCAGAGAAAAUCAAUUUGAAACAAGAAGCAUUGCAGGAAAAACUGGAGGAGUGCCUAAAGCAGUUAAAGGAGGAAAGAGUAAUAAGACUUAAGGCUGAUAAACGAGUCAGUGAGCUGGAACAUGAAAACGCCCAGUUAAGAAAUAUAAAUUUCUCUUUGUCUGAAGCCCUUCAUGCCCACUCAUUGACAAGCAUGAUCCUGGAUGAUGAAGGUGUUUUGGGCAGCAUUGAGAAUUCUUUUCAGAAGUUCCACGCUUUCUUGGAUCUCCUUAAAGAUGCCGGGCUUGGGCAGCUGGCCACAAUGGCUGGUAUAGAUCAGUCAGAUUUUCAUUUACUAGGUCGUCCCCAGAUGAAUUCUACUGUUAGUAGUCCACCUAAAGAAGAAAAGAAGGCACUUGAAGCAGAAAAAUCAGAAUCAAAACAGGGUGCCCCAGGACAAAUGCAAAAUAUCCAAUUUCAGAAAAUUACAGGUGAUACUAGGAUUCCUUUGUCUCUUAACUCCUUCCAGGUCCCAGUCUCUACUCAGGAGGCCUUAGAAACUUCCAAAGAUAACCUGGGGUUCCCAGUCACAGAGCAGCGGCAGGAGUCUUUUGAAGGUUUCAUUGCUAGAACAUGUCCUCCUUCAGCAGAUGUCAUUUCUGGAACUGGAAGUCAAAGAAAAGAAGAGGAGUUAUCUAGAAAUAGCAGGUCUUCUUCAGAGAAAAUGACCAAAGCAGAGUCCCAUUGAAAUGACUGGAGAAAUAUUAAAACAAAAAUAAAUUAAUAGCAGAGUUGGAAAACCAGAAAAUGAACAAUGUGGACUUCCUAGAAGAUAAAGAGCAGAUUAUUGAAAGAUGAGUUAAUUGAAGCGUGGAACAGCUAAGCCAUUCCAAUCACCUCUUUGUGGAGUACCUAAUUAUGGAGUUUGCCACCAGGCUCAGGCUAAGAAAGCAGCUCUCUGAAGUGGGGGUCCUGACACAGGAAACACUGGGAUUGGAGAACAAGGGCAUUAUCCAAAAUGACUCCAAGCAGGAACUGAAGAUAAGCUGCCACACUUCUGGUUACGGUGACCUGCCACUCCCUUUAUAAUCACCAGAGUGCCCAUAAUCAGAAUUUGUAUUCAUUGAAAGUGAACCAGAAUUCUCAUCUGGCUGAGGAAAAGCACUUCAAACCUUAGUCUUAGGCCCUCAUCUAUAAAUAUGCCAAGAAUCAUCAAAUUUGAAGAAAACCACUAACAUAAAAGGAGACACCAAAUUAAAACAAAGUAACCUGUUCAAGAAAGUAGUUACUAGAAGAAACAGAAGAAGUUUAAAAAUUAGUACAAUUAGGAUCUUCAAAGAGUCAUGGGGAUGUUGCAUCCAUAAAGAAUAGGAUGCUAGGAAAAAGAUAUUUAGUUUUUGGAAAUUAAAAAUACGAUUGUGAAAACAGAACAUUCAGAAGAUGGACUAGAUAGCAGAAUAGAUUCAGUUGAAGCUUGAAUUCAUGAAAUGGAAGAUCUGAUUGAGAGAUCCCCUUAACAUGCAUUGCAAAGGGAUGAAAGAUAAAAGUUAUGAAAAAGAAAGACUAGAAGAACACGGGAGUUGGCAUACAGUAAGUGCACAAAUAUUUGUUGUAUAAGAUAGUACAGAUAUCAGUAUGAGCAAUGGAUCCAUGGAAGAUUUUAAAUCAAAGGAACUGAUGAUGCCAUGUGAUCUGUGUUUCCCCUUUAUAAUCACCAUGGAUGCCUAUAAUAAGGAAAAAUCUAAGUAAAUAUUAUGCAUAUAUAAAAAUGAAGUGAGCUAAAAUUCUAGGCUUUAACAUGAAUGGGGCCAGGAUAUAGAAAGUGGAACAGUGUUCAGGAUCUUGUCUUAUUCAAGGCAAGAAUAUAGUGUUUACCUCUAGGUGUUGAUAGAAAAAUAUAUUUAAGUAUAUUUGAAGUGAAAGGCAUAUCAGUAAGGAAAGGUUAUGUGACGAUACUUCAGCCGCAAGCCUGAAAUCUUAGUGACUUAAAGCAACAUUGGUUUAUUUGUGCUCAUUCUGUAUGUGUUUGGCAGAUUGGCUAGAAGCCCUACUCCAUGUCCCCCUCAACCUGGGAGCCAGCUGACAAAGCAUCACUAUUUGGAACAUUGCUUGUUACGAUACCCAAGCAAAAAUAGAUUGUGAUGCAACAUACCCUGACUUAAAGCUUCUGCCUAGAUGAACGCAUGUCACUUCCCACAUUUCAUUGGCCAAAGAAAAUCACAUGGCCACGGCUGAAUUCAACUGAGCAGGGAAAUGCAGACUUACUGUGUGCCAAGACAAGGAGAGAGAGAAGCAAAUAUACGUCAAAAACUUUAAUAGCCCCCAAACCACCAGGAAAGGGGGGAUGGAAUUUAAAAAUCCAAGAAAAGGCAGGAAAGAAGAAAGAAACAAGAUAAAUAGGAACACACACACACAAACACAUACAGACGUAGCAAGACCAAAUGCUUUUCUCACAAUAAAUGUAAAUUAAAUUCUGGAAUUCCUUAAGCUUGAGUAAAAAAAACAAUCCAACUAUGUGCUAUUUGCAAAAAAAAAAUCUAAAAGACUUUCAUGGAUUAUAAAGAAGUAAACGAGCAUACCAGGCAGAUGCUAACAAAAGUGUAUGUGACUAUGUUAACCUCAGAAUAAACAAUAAAUAGGACUCAAGAUGAAAACCAUUAAGUGGGAGAAAAUAAAAGCAUUUCGGCUGAUAAAAAGUAUAGUUUUGCAGAAAGAUUAUUUGAAAUCGGAUCUGCAAUCUAAAAACUCAGUUUCAAAAUGUAUAGAGCAAAAACAGAAAUACAAGGAAAAGUGAGCAAACCAAUUAUGAGAGAGACUUAAACACAUCUCUCUUCCAAAUCAGUGGAUCUACUGCUACUCACUAAAUAAGAAAAUACUGACAGAACCAAGGGCUGGUGAGGAUGCAAAGUAACUGAAAUUCUGGUGGAAACACCAUAUGAUGUAGUCCCUCAAAACAGAUUGGCAGUGUCUUUAAACAUAAAUACACCAGCAGUUUCGCAAGUUACGUGAAAACUUAUGUUCAUGUAAAAACAUGUAUGUGGUGUUUAUAGCAGCUCUAUUCAUAAUCAUCAAAAAGUCUUCCUAAAGGUGGAUGGAUAAACAAAUGAUGGUGUGUCCACACAAUGGAAUACUACUCAGCAAUAAAAAAGAAUAAAUUAUUAAUACAUAUGUCAACUUGGAUGAAUCGCAAAGUCAUAUGCUAAGUGAAAGAAGCCAAAAGGUUACAUCUUGAUGUAAUCUCAAAAGGUACAUACUUUAUGAUUCCAUUUAUGUAAUAUUCUUUUUUUUUUUUGGCUGCAUCGGGUCUUAGUAGCAAGAUGCGGGAUCUUCACCAGGGCACAUGGGCUUCAGAGCGCGUGGGCUCUGUAGUGUGCGGCACACGGACUCUCUAGUUUAGUUGUGGUACAUGGGCUUAGUUGCCCCACGGCAUGUGAGAUCUUAGUUCCCCGACCAGGGAUUGAACCCGCAUCCCCUGCACUGGGAGGCGGAUUCUUAACUACUGGACCACCAGGGAAGUCCUAUUUGUAUAAUACUCUUGAAAAGGCAAAACAAUGGUGAUAAUAGACUAGAUGAGUGGCUGUCAGGGGUUGGGGUGGGAAGGUUUGGUUACAAAGAGGCUGUGCAAGGGAGUUUCAGUGAUGAGCUGUUCCUUGUUCUGGUUGUAUUGGUGGUAACAUGAAUCCAUACUUAAGUUAAUUUAAGGGAACUGUACCCCCCCAAAAAAAGCAUCAUUUUUACUGUAUAAUAAUUGUAAAACAAAAAUCUCAUGCCCACCCCCCUCCCACCAGUAGGUUAGGAGAGGGAAGAUACAUAAAUAUUUUGUAUCCAUCAUGAAUUCAAAACAUUCUUUAUAUUUUCUAUCCUUCAGGAAUACAAAAUGUUUUCUUGGAAAACUUAUGAACUGUUUAUAGAAGGGAUUCAUAUAAGGGUAAAAAAGUACAGAAUGCAGACCUGUUUGCUUUCAUAAUACAAUAAAACUAAUAACAAAAGGCUUGUCCACUUGGAAAUUUUUAAAUUACCUUUUAAAUAACUCAUUUUAAAUAACUCAUUUAAAGGGAAAUUCAAAACAAAUUACAAACUAUUUAGAAUUAGUAAAAAACUACUUCUCAAAACCUACAGGAUUCUGCCAAAUCAGGAAUUAGAGAAAAUUUUAUAGAUUUUAUUUUUCAGGGAGUAAGAAAACUGAAAAUAGGUGAAAUAACAAUUUAACUUUAGAAGCUAGAAAAAAUGAUGAACUAGAAGAAAGUCAUGAGGAAUUUUAAAUGUUAAAAGCAGAAAUUAAUAAAAUAGCAAAAAAAUUUUGAUCAAUGAAACUAAAAGGUUUUUAAAAUAAAAACCAAUAAAAGGCAAACCUUUGGAAAAUAUGACAAAAAUAGCUAGCAUUAGGAAUAAUUUUUAGAAAGAUACCUACAAAUAGACUUUUUAAUUACAAGGGAGUACUGUUUAUAAUUUACUCCUGAUAUGGUUGUGUAACUUCAUUCCAAUAAUUUUGGAAGACUAGAUGAAAUGCGCUAACUUAAAAAAAAUAGAGAUUCUAAAAAUUGGCAAAAGAUAGAAAAUGUAAAUAGACCAAACAUCUUAGAAGAAAUUGAAAGAGCAGUAUGAAACUUUUUUUUAAUAUAAUUUUAUUUUAUUUAUUUAUUUUUCACUGUGUUGGGUCUUCGUUGCUGCGCUCAGGCUUUCUCUAGUUGUGGUGAGCAGGGGCUACUCUUCGUUGUGGUGUGCGGGCUUCUCAUUGUGGUGGCUUCUCUUGUUGUGGAGCACAGGCUUUAGGCUCGCAGGCUUCAGUAGUUGUGGCUCGCAGGCUCAGUAGUUGUGGCUCACAGGCUUAGUUGCUCCACGGCAUGUGGGACCUUCCCGGACUAGGAAUUUAACCUGUGUCCCCUGCAUUGGCAGGUGGAUUCUUAACCACUGUGCCACCAGGGAACUCCCUGAAACUUCUUUUUAAAAGGCAAAUACUAUUAGGCACAUCUUUAAGGAACACAUUUAUUUGUAAACCAUUGCAGAGGAUAGAAAAAAGACAUAAAACUUCCUAAUUCAUUCCAUGUGGUUAGCAUAAUCCUAAUACCAAGACUGCACAAAUAAAACAAGGAAAAGUAUAGGCCACUCUCAACAGAAGUGCAGAAUCACUGUGGCUCACUAAAUUAACAGAUUAAAGAAUACCGUAUCAUCUUCAAUGCUAAAAAAAGCAUUUGAUAAAUUCAACAUCCUCUGAUACUCAACAAUCUAGAAGUAGAAGGAAACUUUCUUAGCAUCCCAUCUUGCUGACUCAGAAAGAAGACAAAAAUAGUACUAAAAAGUAAACUCGAUGGAAAGUGAGACAACUAUGAUUGUAAAGUUUUUUUGGACAAAAAGAAACCUUGUAGUUACUUACUGGCAUGCUGUUGCAACGAAUGAGAAAGCUUGUUAAAGAGGCAGGGCACACCACCAACACCGCAAUAUCAAAAGCUUCUGUAUAUGCUGGCAGUAACCAAUUAGGAAAUGCAUGGUGGAAAAGAAUGCAUUCUCUAGAAAAGGUCAGCAGAAAUCUAAGGCCUAUGUGAAUUUUAAAUAUCUAUACUGAACGGUAUAAAAGGAAACCCCCAAAAUGGAGAGGCAUGCCACAUUUCUGUAUGAGAAAACCUAACAUAAAAAAUGCCAGUGCGGGCUUCCCUGGUGGCGCAGUGGUUGAGAGUCCGCCUGCCAAUGCAGGGGACAUGGGUUCGUGCCCCGGUCUGGGAAGAUCCCACAUGCCGCAGAGCGGCUGGACCCGUGAGCCAUGGCCGCUGAGCCUGCGCGUCCGGAGCCUGUGCUCCGCAACAGGAGAGGCCACAACAGUGAGAGGCCCGCGUACCGCAAAAAAAAAAAAAAAAGUCAGUUCUAUCAAAUUAAAUAAAUUCAAAGCAAUUUCAUAUAAUCAUAGCAAGGUUUUUAAAUGGCUAUAACAAUAUAAUUAUAAAGAUCAUCUACAAGACAACGCACGAAACAAUUUUUGCUAUCAAAGCAAUCCAUGGAGCCAGAGUAAAUGAAAUAGUGCACUAUAAGCACAGGAAUAAUCAAAUAGGUUAAAGGCACAGAACAGAGAAUCCAGGAACAGAGCAGUAUAUAUACAUAUGGGAAUUUAAUAUUUGGAAAUGGCAUUAUAAAUAAGUAGGGAAGAGUUGAACUAUUCAGUAAAUGAUGUUGAGAUUAUUUACUACUUGGAAAACAUUUUCUUCUUUCAUACCAUGGACCAGAAAUGAAAUCCAGAUGAAUUAAACAUGGAAACAUAAAAAAAAGAAGGAAAUAUUGGAAAAAAAUCUCUAAUAAAUGGGUGAGGAAGGCCUUCCUAAUCAAGAUACAAAGCCCAAUAUCCAUGAAAGAAAAAAAAAACUGAUAGAUUUGAUUACCUUAAAAAAAAAAAAACUUCUGUACACAACUGUAAAUAGGAGACAAAAGAUUGGGGGAUUAUGUAAAAUAUAACAAAGUUAGAGAUCCUUAAUAUAAAAGCACCUAGAAACCAAACAAAAGGUGAACAAAAGAUAUAAAAAUAUUUUUAUAAAGAAGAAAUAUAAACAAACAUGUAUAAACUUCCAACUUCAUAAGCAGUCAGAAAUUAAAAUGAAUACUAUUUUCCCAUCCCUUGAAAAGGCAGCUAUGAAAGGAUUCGUAAUAACUAAUGCUGGACAUAAUGAACACUCUGUCAUUGUUGGAGAAGGUAUAACAUCCAUGUAGCUUUUCAGGUGGACAAUUUGUCCGUGUAUAUCAAUACUUAAAAGGGGUCUAGCCUCUGAUUUAACAGCUCUGACUGUAGGCAUCCAACCUGAAGAAAUCUUCACGCAAGUUCUAGGAGUCAGGUAUAAGCAUGUGUAUUGAAACAUUUUUUGAAAUAAUAAAAAAUUUGAAACAACAUGAUUGUACAUAAAUGAAGAAAUUGUUGAAAUAAUACAUACCAACUUCUACCAUGCAAUACUCUGCAGCAGAUAAAAACAGCUCUAUGGUGUGGACAUAAAAAUAUUCCUAAAAAAAAAAAAAAUUCCUAAGAUGGUGAUAUGAAAAACAAGUUGCACAAUAAUACUGAAUCACACAAUCCUGUUUACGUUUAUAUGGUUACGAACCCGUUUACAUAUAUAUGGCAUGUGUGUGUCUGUGCGUGCCUAGAAAAACGUCUGUAGUAAUGUAUAUCAAGAUGUUGACAGUUUCCUCUGCCCAAGGCACUAGGAUUGGGAGAGAAGGAAUGAAAGGGGCCUUUACGUAAUUUACUUCAUUUACUUCUAGGUUAUUUGGCUUUUUUUAAUAAGUAUAUUUUUAUGGAUGACAAGUAAUUUUCAUUAUCACAGAAAACUUGGAAAAUGCAAAUAUAUAAUCUCUGAUACCCUAUGUCCUAUGUCCACUUAUUUUUCAAAAUGUGUCUUUCCUAAUAUCUCUGUAGAAAAUGAGCUUUACUAUGUAACCUCCUCUCAGAGCUUUGGACCCCUGAGGUGUUCCUGCGUAAUAGUGUAUUUGAACUUUUUUUUUAAAGCCACAACCCAGAGUAAAAAUUGUAUUUUAUGCAAAAGGAAGGGUAAUUGUCCUGGCCCAAACCUACCUGUGAGCACACAUAAUGAAUGGAACAUUUCACCAGACAGUUCUUACUGUACUUCUAGUGACUCACUCUGUGUUCUUUUCUAUUGCAUUCCUUUAAAUAGAGUUGUGUUUGCAACCUGCUAAGUGGGUUUCACAAUCCACUCACUAAUGGAUCAUGUCCUACAGUUUGAAAACACUGGCUAGAGUGCUUCAAACAUUUGCUGUGUCUGUUGCUGACAAAACUGCUGCACAGAGAACCCAAGUCUUUCCCCCGUUUGCUUUGUUAUUUUAUGGCUGAAAGUCCUUCUCCAUUUGUGCAUUAUUACUUCCAAAGCCCAGCUUUUUUGAGCUCUUUAACUCCCAAUAGUCUUAAGGUAACUUACAUUAGUUUCCCCUUUUAAAAGCCCUUUUGUUAUACUGAAAGCUUGAGUUUUCAAAUUGACACAUCUACAGGAGAAGUCUAAAAUAUAAUUUGGUCAAAGAGUUUUAAAAAUCAAGAGGACAAGUGCCCGGUGACUUCAGGCAACCACUUGGUUUGGGUGGCUGGCUGCUCGCCGGCACAUCAUGUACUACAGGGUUGAAAGGGCUUGACCUAAGGCCCAUGCUCUCUUCGUACAGUUUGUAAGUUUUAAACCGGUGUGAAUUCAAACUACAACAACAAAAAACCAAGCAGUUUAGACGUAGGUAAGGAUACCUAUAGACCAAAUAAUUAUUAACUUUGUUCCUGAGAGAUCAGUGAGGAUUAGUUGGGUUAUUUAAUGUCUUAGAAAGAUAGUCCUCGAAGUCCUUGAAAUGUAGAGGAAGUUGUUCUCUCUUAAAAAAAAAAAAAAGGAAAACAAAAAGCAAACCUUCACAAAAUCUCUUUAAAAAAAUUUUAUUGAUGUACAGUUGAUUUACAUUGCAUUAAUUUCUGCUGUACAGCAAAGUGAUUCAGUUAUACAUAUAUAUAUUCAUUUUCAUAUUCUUUUCCAUUAUGGUUUAUCACAGGGUAUUGAAUAUAGUUCCCUGUGCUAUACAGUAGGUCCUUGUUGUUUAUCCUCUGGAGGUUAACCUUUAACUUUAGGUUAAAGCGUCAGGCCUAAGACUCAGUUUUCCGUGCCUUUUGAGUAUUUACUUUCAAACAGGACAAGGAUUGAACUUUCCACUAACCUGAGGUAAAUCUCCACAGCUUACAGAGACAUUAUAAUCAUUUAGGGUUUCUUCUCAACUUGAAACCCAUAAUUCUUUUUUUUUUUUUUACAUCUUUAUUGGAGUAUAAUUGCUUUACAAUGGUGUGUUAGUUUCUUCUUUAUAACAAAGUGAAUCAGUUAUACAUAUACAUAUGUUCCCAUAUCUCCUCCCUCUUGCGUCUCCCUCCCUCCCACCCCUCCAGGCGGUCACAAAGCACCGAGCUGAUCUCCCUGUGCUAUGCUGCUGCUUCCCACUAGCUAUCUAUUUUACGUUUGGUAGUGUAUAUAUGUCCAUGCCACUUUCUCACUUUGUCACACCUUACCCUUCCCCCUCCCCAUAUCCUCAAGUCCAUUCUCUGGUAGGUCUGUGUCUUUAUUCCUGUCUUACCCCUAGGUUCUUCAUGACAUUUUUUUUUCUUAAAUUCCAUAUAUAUGUGUUAGCAUACGGUAUUUGUCUUUCUCUUUCUGACUUACUUCACUCUGUAUGACAGACUCUAGGUCUAUCCACCUCAUUACAAAUAGCUCAAUUUCGUUUCUUUUUAUGGCUGAGUAAUAUUUCAUUGUAUAUAUGUGCCACAUCUUCUUUAUCCAUUCAUCCGGUGAUGGACACUUACGUUUCUUCCAUGUCCUGGCUAUUGUAAAUAGAGCUGCAAUGAACAUUUUGGUACAUGACUGUUUUUGAAUUAUGGUUUUCUCAGGGUAUAUGCCCAGUAGUGGAAUUGCUGGGUCAUAUGGUAGUUCUAUUUGUAGUUUUUUAAGGAACCUCCAUACUGUUCUCCACAGUGGCUGUACCAAUUCACAUUCCCAGCAGCAGUGCAAGAGUGUUCCCUUUUCUUCACACCCUCUCCAGCAUUUAUUGAAACCCAUAAUUCUUAUCUACAAUGAAAAGAUGCCUCUUACCUAUUUCUCCAUCUCUCCCAUUCUCCCUUGAAGGAGAGUCGAAUGCCUUUGGCCUUGGGUAACAGAGCCUUGGUCUUGCAGGUCGUUUGCCUUCUAAGUCUGUGACAGCUUUCAUUGCUGCUCCUGUCCUGCAGGCUGCUCUUCAUGUCACAGGCCUUGCCAGUGAUGUUAGCACCACAGGCCUCCCUUCUUGGAGAAAUGAGAAACAGCUUCAUUUCUUCAGGGACUGCAGAGUCCCAUGUGGAAGAGGCAAGGUGCUUGCUGGAGCUGGGCAAGUCUUACCUCCAAGCAGGCAGAGAUGCCUGUUUGCAGUGGGUCUCCUCUUGAUGGUUUUCAGGAGAAGCGGCUUCUAAGGAGAGCUGCCACCGUGGCACACAGGCCUCAGCCUGCCUUGGACUUCCGCCAGACAAGGAGAGGGCCCCAUGGCAGCAGGACUGACCCCGUGAGAGUGGGUUUCUCCCAGUUGAGUUUAAGUUCGUAAGUUACGGACUCCAGACAACCGGCCAAGGGAGUGACAGCCUGGAGAGCCUGAAGCCAAGAUUGUUCUGCAGUGCAAGCAGCUGUGGAAGGAGCCAGACUCUACCGCCAUCGCUGAAUGAGACCCUCUGACUGACCCUGAACCAGAAAGGAAUUGGGCAGGAAAUAAUUGUGGACUUUUAAUUUCUCUAGAGCUCAACCUUCAAGAGAAAGGAUAUUUAUUUUGGGGGGACUUUAAUUCCUUCCUGAGAAUUUAAUAAUGUGAGGCAUUUCAUAUAGUUCAAAUCAGGGCAUUUUAAUAUUGCUGGCAUUUGUUAUUUGCAGUUGUUUCAUGACUUCAUCUGAGUUCCUUGCAUAAUCUCCAGUGAGCUCUAUUGAAUGUCCUCCCUAGGAGAAUGUGAAAUGGAAGACAGACUGGGGAGUGAAUUUUCAGGCUAGGCCAUGGAUAGCCUCGAGUAAAUUUAAUUGGUGUUUUGUGCAGACCCACUUAAGAGCCUUCAGGUCCCAUAGCUGACCUCGGGAGGAUUCACAAAGAAGUCGUGAUGAUGUCAGAGAGCAGCCUCACAAGGGGGUGAGCAGCCCUGCUCCCAUGCACUCGGCAUUCUUUCGCAGGAAGAACAGCUGCAUUUGUGCAAUGCUGAGUCCUACUUGUUAAGAAAUCCAAAUGUUAAAUACCGUAUGCUAACACAUAUAUAUGGAAUUUAAGAAAAAAAAAGGUUCCGAAGAACCUAGGGGCAGGACAGGAAUAAAGACGCAGAUGUAGAGAAUGGACUUGAAGACACGGGGAGGGGGAAGGGGAAGCUGGGACGAAGUGAGAGAGUGGCAUGGACAUAUAUACACUACCAAACGUAAAAUAGAUAGCUAGUGGGAAGCAGCCACAUAGCACAGGGAGAUCAGCUCGGUGCUUUGUGACCACCUAGAGGGGUGGGAUAGGGAGGGAGACGCAAGAGGGAGGAGAUACGGGAAUGUAUGUAUAUGUAUAGCUGACUCACUUUGUUAUACAGCAGAAACUAACACAACAUUGUAAAGCAAUUAUGCUCCAAUAAAGAUGUUAAAAACAAGCAUACCCCAAUGUUAGAACUGCUGGGGAGGCUGUGGGGGGCGACAUUUCCUCCUCCCUUCGUGCGUCUGCCGAAGCCCACAGAGAUGAGCGUACGUCUUCUUAGAGCUUCUGGGGGCUACGCUUCCAUUCUUCUUUUCAAACCCCCUUUUUGCUUCCAGGAUGAAGGAGUGGCUUAUUCUGGCUGGUGAGAUCGGCAAAGGGGUGGUUACACAGGCACGGCCCCUCCCUCUGGCUCUCUUGCGGACCCUGCCUGUCCCCAGGCAGCAUGCAGCGUUUCUGUGCAGUAAACCCACCAGGCCUUCUCUGCCUCUGUCGCAAGGUGGACAGAGCAGGCCUGCCAUUGUCGGUAAGUCAAUUCCACUUGGUGGGGGAAGAGGAAUGGGAAGACUGGCCUGGACUUGGCUUUCAGUCGUCUCCAGUCCUCCUUGAAAAGUACUGGCACUGCUAUUUUGAUCCUUAUUGGAGUCUAUUUGGCUUCUGUGAAUAGAUUUCAGUUGGGUUCCAAACUUUGGAGGGGAAAAGGGUAGGAUUAAUUAGUGCCCUAAAAACUCAACACAGGCUGUCUGCCUUCACAUGUCAAGAAACAUGACAAUUGAGAAUCUCACCUCCAUAGCUUCUGUCAUGGGAAGAGACUGACUUCCUUAGUUCCAGUUAAAAAUCCUGGGGAAACCAAAUCACACCCAUUAGGAUGGCUACUAUAAAACAAAGAACAAAAAAUGAAAGUAACAGUCAUUGGCAAGGAUGUGGAGAAAUUAGAAUCCUUGUGCACUAUUGGUGGGAAUGUAAAAUGCGGUAGGCGCUAUGGAAAAUAGUAUGACGGUUCCUCAAAAAACUUAAAAAUAGAAUUACCAUAUGAGCCAGCAAUUCCACUUCUGGGUACGUACCCAAAAGAAUUGAAAGCAGCGUCUCAAGGAGGUAUCUGUACACCCAUAUUCAUAGCAGCAUUAUUCACAAUGGCCAAAAGGUGGAAGCAACCCAAGUGUCUCUUGACUGAUGAAUGGGUAGAAAAAAUGUGGUAUGUACAUACGACGGAAUAUUCUUCAGCCUUCAAGAGAAAGGAAGUUCUGACAUAAGCUACAACAUAUGCUAAAGAAGGGAGUCUGAAAAGGAAACUUGAGGACACUAUGCUAAGUGAAAUAGCCACAAAAAGACAAAUACUGUAUUAUUGCGCUUAUGUGAAGCACCUGGAGUAGUCAUAGUCAGAAACAGAAAGCAGAAAGGUGGCUGCCAGGGGCUGGAGGAAGGGAGGACUGGGGUGUUGUUUAGUGGGUGUGGAAUUUCAGCUCUGUGGGCUGAAGAGAGUUCUGGAGAUUGCACAACAACGUGCAUGUGCUUAACAUUAUUGAUCUGUACAUUUAAAAAUGGUUAAGGUGGUAAAGUUUUUGUUAUAUGUAUCUCACCUUAAAACCCUGGAAGAGAUUUCUGAUGAACGCCCCUUGGAUCUGGGGAUAACUUGUACAGCAAUCAAUUGUGGCCAACGGCAGAGUCAGCUCAGAACAUCUGAGCCUCCGCUCACAUGGAGGGAAGAGUCUGUUACUCUUGGCCUUCUUAUUUUAAACUAGUGAGCCAUUGGAAAGCUCUGGAAUGCUGUGACUGACAAAUAUCUGUGGCACAGAAGUUCAUACGUGGAACUCAAGAGUCUUUGAGAUUUUGGCAGAACAAACAAUUCUGUAGUUUUUUAAACCAGUCAAAAGGAAAGGGUGAAAUGUCUCUUCUUUUUGAGAAGAAUGGAGAAGAAUAAAACUAAUAAAUCUCAGAAGUUCAAUCUGACAUGACAGGACAGGGAGUGCAGGAAAGAGAUUUUUUGGCCGAAGCUUUGGGAUAAAUAAAGUGUCCUUGCCUGUGAUAAAUAUUUUCUAAUGAUGUAUGGUCUUCUGAGUUUAGCCAUUUAAGUUCAUGUGCAAUUUGCAGCAAUAAGGACUUAGUGAUUUAAAAAUAAAAACGUCUUUCUUUUGGAAUAUGACUUAGAACUUUGGUUCAGAAUAUAAUGUUAUUUAUUGAUUUUCUGUUGAAACUUGGAUUUCUGCUGGGCUAGUAUCUCACUCUAAGGAGUCUGCCUGCACGGUGAUGAACCGGAAUGUCUGGAGGACUGGGCACAUCAGCAGAACAUGUCAGGAUUCUGGUCACUGACACGAGUUGGGGUGAGGUCACCAGGCCCAGCUGUGCAAAGGAGGGGAAGCUGAGGAGGAAAUGUCAUGUUUGCCUUCCCAGCCCUCAGCCUUUUUUCUACCAAGAGCAUCCCCUUUUGGGGUUGAACUAGGCCCCUCUCACUUCAGUAUUGUGAUUGAGUGGAUGCUGCCAAUCCUAUUGCUCUGCACCCCUGAGUGCAGGAGUGGGCGUGAGACCCAAGGGCCCUGUAGUCCUUCCACGAUGAUUUUCACAGCAGAAGCAAAGGAAGAGAGUCCCAGCACGUGGGUUUCUUGUCUAGGUUGUCCCUGAAGCAAAGCCUUACCCUCCCACCUGCCCUGAGGUUCCAGGUUCAACAAAUGGAUUCAUUUCCCUUCUGAUGGUUGGAGUGGGAUUUGUGUCGAUUGCAAUUAGAAGAGUCCAGGGACGUAGCUAAGUGAAUUGAGCACAGGCCACCCAGCGUUCCUCUGAAUAUGGACUAGCGACAGGAUUAGGCUACUGCCUUCCCUCCAUAAGGAAAUGAGGAGUAGCAGGAAAUGGUCCCUUGAACAGUGGUCUAAGAGCAAAGGAGAGCAUUCUGGUUUCUGCCUCUGCCAUUAAUGUGCUGUGUGAUCUGGGAUGAGUUACUUUCUAGUCUGCUAUAAGAUGGGGGACUAGACACCACCAUCGGAAGGGCACUUUCAGCCCUUAUAGUCUUUCAAAUACCUAACCCUCAAUUUGAUCCAUGCUAUAGAGGUAGGAGAUAGGUAGGAGAGAGAGAAGCACCAGGCUGAGCAACUGCAGCUGGUCUCCUGCUAACGCUUUGAGAUGGGCCCUGAUGGGGUGCAUUUCUGUGGAUUUCCCGGCCUGACACAUGUGAAGAGAAGGCCCUCAGUCUACAGGCAGGACAAAAAGGAGGGAGAAGACGCCAGCUGGAAUCCACCUUGGCUGAGAGAUGUGCGUGCACACCAGUACCAAAUAUGGAGAUGAUUGGCCAGAGACAACCUAGAAAACUGCCCCUAUAUAAGCAACCUAAGCUGCCCCUAUGGUGUAUAACUCACUUGAGUCCACCCGUGUGUCCUUUCACACUCAUUCUGUUUCUAAUAAACAGUUGUAUUUUCUUCACAA